Dreissena polymorpha is the source of this 1259-nucleotide messenger RNA. RefSeq lists its product as uncharacterized. The transcript has 5 exons. The record is from RefSeq and is a predicted model, not a curated record. Bases 87 to 1259 code for a protein of 390 amino acids. NCBI's taxonomy places the organism in Eukaryota, Metazoa, Mollusca, Bivalvia, Myida, Dreissenidae.
CAAGAGACAGCUGCAAUAUAACGGGCAUCUGUGUUCUUCCGAACGGUAGGAUCCUUAUAACCGACUACAAAAAUACAAACGUAAAGAUGCUAAACCAGACCUACCAUGAGAUUAGUCGUUGGGAUUUUUCUUUUUAUCCUCAGGACAUGUGUCGGGUCACUGAUAAUGAGUUUGCAAUCACGUGUAAUCUCAAAGAUGAUUCUAGUCAUAGACACGAAGUUAAGUUUUUCUCUGUGACCAAUGACACGAUUGUGGAAGGUAAUACAAUGAAUUUACAACAUAACUGUAUUGGUAUUACCCACCAUCGGGGAGAACUAUUUGUCACGUCUGGUACCGCACUACACACAUACUCAAUGAUCGGGGAACUGGUCAAAACACUAUACGAAGACAAAACAGGCCAUUUGACAGUGUUGAAGUGUGCAGUGAGCCACCAAGGCGACAUUAUUUUUGUGACCAAUUUUGAACAGCACAAACUUCUCACCCUGGCCAGAGAUGGGUCAAUCAUAUCCACCUUCGCUGACCCUGAGCUAAAGGAGCCCUGGGAUGUGCAUGUGACCUCUGCAAGCCAUGUGCUAGUCUGUGGAUGGUCAUCAAACAAUAUCGUGCAGGUGGAUAGCGAAGGCAGGACAAAAUUAGCUGUUCUGGCCCUGGAGGGCGUGGAAAACCCAGAGUCUAUAUAUUACAAUGUUAACAAUCACUCCAUCAUUGUGGGGCAGUGUAAAAGCAACUACAUCGUGGUAUUUAACCUGAAAUUACAUUACAAUCUGCGACGUUACCAAGAUCGUCUGGGCACCUGUAGGACAAUCCCAGACAGUCUGCGACGGUUUCAGAAGGUCUCCCAGACCAGCUGGGCACCUGCAGGAGAUUUCAAGACAGUCUGCGACGGUGUCAAGACCAUCUUGGCACCUGCAGAAGACAACCAGACAGUCUGCGACGGUGCCCGAGAGUCAUCAGGACAGAAGAAUCACAGACUGUGCAAGACAGUCUCUCAGACCUUCGGGGCAUCUCCAAGGGACUCUCAGACAGUCGGCAAAAAUGUCAAGACCAUCUUGGUACCUGAAGGAGACUCAAAGACGGUGCCAGACGGUCACCCUGACCAUCGGGACACCGGCAGGAGACUCCCAGACAACGGUCUUCGCAACGGGCAGACUGUCUGGGAUUCUCCCGAAGGUGCCCUGACGGUCUCGGAGACUCCUGGCACCGCCUGGGAGUCUCCUGUGGCUGACCAGACGGUCCUGUCACCGUCGAAGACUGUCUAG